Plutella xylostella (diamondback moth) is the source of this 1935-nucleotide messenger RNA. Its product is annotated as luciferin 4-monooxygenase. Gene Ontology annotation, molecular function: long-chain fatty acid-CoA ligase activity. The record is from RefSeq and is a predicted model, not a curated record. NCBI's taxonomy places the organism in Eukaryota, Metazoa, Arthropoda, Insecta, Lepidoptera, Plutellidae. Gene Ontology annotation, biological process: fatty-acyl-CoA biosynthetic process; long-chain fatty acid metabolic process.
AUCAACCGGUUAGUUUACGUUCAGUGGACACUCGGUAUGCACGAUUGUGAGAAAUAAAUCUGUAUCAAAACAAAUCAUAUCUCCGUAGACUUUUGAUAUUAAUACAAUUAAGUAAUUAGACUAUUUAGAUACAGGUACUUUUAAGUGGGAAAAAUAGACAAUCCGUGAUAAGAUAACAAUCAGUUGGUGUGGUGUGAUAAUUUUGGUGCCAGUUAUUUUUUCGUAAACAAUCUCGGAGGUUUACUACAUUUAAAAAUGACGAGUGAUCCUUAUUACCAUUUUGGCCAUUUGCUACUGGAAAGCCUGAAAGAAAGACCCGAUGAUAUUUGUCAGAUCGACGCGGCAACAGGCGAACAAGAGACCAACCUCUCGGUCCUAAAGCGCACCAUCCGCCUGGUCCGUUACCUGCGGCGCCUGCGCCUGCGCCCGGGGGCGGUGGCGGCGCUCGGGGGCGCCAACCAUCUGGACAUCCACGUGCCGUUGUACGCGGCCCUGCUUACUGGCAUGCCUGUCGCUGCGUUGGAUCCUACUUAUAAGUUCGAUGAGAUGAAAGCAUCAUUCAAGCUCACAAAACCGAAGAUUCUGUUCAUCGAUCACUACAUGUACGAAGAUGCGUCAAGAGCCAUCCAGGAACUAGGGCUGGACACCAGAAUCAUCACCUUCGAUGAAGGAGAAUGCACCCUGAAGGAUGUACUGGACAGCGAGGAGGAUGAAGACGUUGAUACUUUUCAGCCAGAAAAGUUCGAGGCAGACAAAGUCUUUCUAUGGCUCAUGAGCACCAGCGGAACCACCGGUGUCCUGAAAUAUGCAGCCUUCGACCAUCUCAGCAUCCUGAAAAUCGUACUGAUAUACAAAAAAAUGUUACUAGUGAAGAAAUCAGACAAGCAGGCGAUAAUUCUGAACUUGUCUCCGGCUCAAUGGAUCACGGGGUCGUUCAAUGCGGUCCUGCCCCCAGUCCUGCACGCCGUGAAGUUGCAGACCUCAGCCGCUGCCACUGUUGAGCACGUCAUCGAUAUCAUUAAUAGAUACAAGCCCACAACCACGAUGAUAUCGCCGUCGCUGGCCUCCCAGAUCCUAAAGAGUGGGACGCCGUGCGACCUGUCCUGCUUCCAGCACGUCACGCUGACGGGCAGCAAGGUGCGGCCCGAACUACUCACGGCUUUCAGGGCCAGGGUAUGUAACGGCGUGGUGGCGGAGGCCUACGGGCAGACGGAGACCAUCGGCGGCUGUCUCAAGCUGGAGCCGGAGGGGCCGCUCGGCAACUGCGGCUCCCCGUCUCCCCUGCAUCAGGUCAAGUUGGUUGAUCCGGACACUGAAGAGGAAAUAACAGAGCCAAACAAACCAGGAGAGAUGUGGGUGAAGGGUCCAAGAUUUGUGGAAUACUACAACAUGCCUGAAGAAACUGCGAAGGUUUUCAGUAAGGACGGCUACAUCAAAACUGGGGACCUUUUGUACCGGGAUGAAAACAACUAUUUCUACUAUGUCGAGAGAAUAAAAAUGCUUAUCAAAUAUAAAAACUAUCAUGUGGUCCCUCUGGAGCUAGAAGCCGUAAUCCAGAAGGUGGCAGGCGUGGAGGCGGCGGCGGUCACAAGCGUGGCGGACCCGGAGUGUGGGGAGCUGCCAGCCGCCGUCGUCGUCAGGGCUCCGGGGGCUGACGUCACUGCGCAGCAAGUCAAGGAUGCUGUAGCCAACGAGCUGAGCGACAGCAAGCGGCUGCGAGGCGGCGUGGUGUUCGUGGACGCCCUGCCCUACACCUCCACCGGCAAGGUGGCCCGGGCGAAGCUGCGGGAGCUGGUCAAGACUGGCCAUAGAGAGUAAUCCGUAGAAUAAGGAGUCAGUGCUCUCCGAUUUUAUUGUAUUAUUUAAUUUAAAACUUAUAAAUAACAUUUCUUCAUUAAUUAAGUAAGUAAAUAUAAUAUAUUUUUAUAUUAUCCC